Molecule: messenger RNA, 2289 nt
Organism: Chlamydomonas reinhardtii
Lineage: Eukaryota; Viridiplantae; Chlorophyta; Chlorophyceae; Chlamydomonadales; Chlamydomonadaceae
Exons: 17
Coding region: 128-1774 (548 amino acids)
Biological process (GO): protein unfolding; 'de novo' cotranslational protein folding; protein transport
Molecular function (GO): peptidyl-prolyl cis-trans isomerase activity; ribosome binding; protein folding chaperone
Source: RefSeq, a predicted model, not a curated record
GACAACUGCUCCUUCUCCCAUCAAGACCCGGCAAACAACAAGUCACGCACACAAGCUUGCCAAUUCUUUCGCCUUCUCGCGUCAAUUGUUACUUUAGAGUGCUAGAUCAAAAUUCCUGUCCUCUAAGAUGAUGCUGACAUUGAAGAACCAGGUUUUGGCUGCCCGCGCGGGCAAGCGCACUGCUUGCGCGCCGGCUGGACUGCCUCGCAGCUCUGGCGCGACCCAGGCACUGGUGGCUGCUGUGGGUGCCCCUGCCCUUGCUGCCCCCACUGCUACGCCCUGCGCUCGCCGCUCCGUGGAUGUGAGCCGCGGUGCGCUGCAGGUCUGUGCUGCUGCUGGAAAGGAGAAGGAUGUCAAGGUCGAAGUGUCAGUGGCGGUCGAGGAGCUUGGCACCUGCAGCCGUUCGGCCAUCAUCACUGUGCCAGCGUCCACUGUGAAGGACAUCUUCAAGCGUGGUGUCAAGCGCAUUGAGCGUGAUGUGGUUGGGCAGCUGAAGGGUUGGCAGGCGGGCAAGCCCCUGCCGCUGUCCAUGGUCAUCCAGCAGGUUGGUGGCCAGAACAAGUUCAAGACGUUCUGCCUGGAGGAGCUGCUGCUAGAGGCGCUGCCCAAGGGCAUCGAGUCUGCCCGUAAUGGACGUGCAGUAGACCCUGCCAGUGUUACGGUGCCCCCUGAGGACUUUCCCUCUAUGCUGGAGCGCUACGACCCUGCUAAGGAGUUCUUCUUCCGUGCUAUGUUUGAUGUGGCGCCACCAGUGGUGUGGCGCACGCCCCUGGAGGAGCUGGAGGUGACCAUCAGGGACACUGGUGACUUCUCCACGGAUGCUGCUGCUGCUGACGACCUGAUCCGCCAGUACCGCAAGCAGCAUGGCUUUAGCCGUGUAGUGGCGGGUCGCGGGCUGCAGCUGGGCGACACACUGGUCAUUGACCUGGAGAUCACUUCAAAGGCCACUGGCCAGGCACUGCCCGGCCUCACCCAUAAGCGCUUCUCCUUUGACACCGAGGCUGAUGUGCUGGGCAUCACCAGCGGCAUGCUGGGCAUGAAGGCGGGUGAGAGCCGCACCUUUAACAUGUCCAUGCCUGAGGACUACGAUGUCGAGUUCUGGCAGUCUAUGCCGGUCAAGGUUGCAGCGAAGGUACAUGAGAUCUUCGAGUGGACCCUGCCUGAGUUCAACGAUGAGUACGUGGCCAAGCAGCACGAGGGCAAGUGGGGCAGCGCCAAGGAGAUGCGCGAGGCGCUGAUUGCCUCCACCGCCAUGCAGCGUGUCACUGAGCUGGACAAGGCGCUGGAGGAUGCAGUGGUCAAGGCUGUUGCUGAUGCGCUGGACAUGCCCGAGGUGCCGCCCCGCAUGGUGGAGCAGCUGGGCGAGCGCCAGUUCCAGGCGCAGCUGCUGCAGAUGAUUGAGGACCGCAUUGGCUCCCGGGAGGAUGUGGAGAAGCUGGCCACGGAGGAGAUGGCAGCGGAGUUCAUCCGGGAGCGCAAGAAGGACCUGGAGGACCAGGUCAAGUUCAACCUGGCUGUGGACGAUAUCUGGGUGCGCAAGGGCCUGGUUCUGGAGGACGAGGCGGUGGAGGCGGAGUUUUCGCUACGGGCGCGGCAAAUGGAGGCUGUGGGCCAGCCGUUUGACCGUGAGGACAUGCUGGAUGACGUGCGGGAGACUGUCAAGUCCGUGACCGUCAUCGAGUGGCUCAAAGACAACGUCAAGCGCCACGUCCUGCCCUACACGGCGGCAGAUGACAAGGCCGCUAAGGCCAAGGGGGAACCCGUGGCGGUGUAAGGGGGAAGCCAAGAGGCAGGUGCUUCUGGGAAGGGUUUAAUAAGGGCCAGGGACAUUGGGCACGCUAAAAGAUUGGUGUGCAGCACUGUGUGUGUUGACUGAUUGCAAGUGUGAUUUUGUGCGUUGGUGUGACAUGUAGGGUGAGUGUGGGUGUGGCGCGACCGUGACACUAGUAUGGGUUUGACACGGAACAGGCAAAAUACACAGCUGUGUUGGAUGUGCUCAGGGCACAGAGCACAGGUGGCAGCUUUCAGGCAAGAAUGCGUUAAGCUAGAGCCUUGCAUGAAGGAUGGAUGAGCACCACUGACUCAAAUGGAUGCACACUGAGUGCGUGGGCUAUGGGGCUGCAGUGCAUUCAAUCUGGAACAAUUGGUGCUUUGUCCACGAGUGACAAUUGAGGUAUAACCUCGCGUUAACUACCUACCCAUGACUGCAUGACGGCCCUGUCAUAAGCGGGGCUGGCGGGCCGGGCGCCUGCACAGUCCUUUUCCAGUCGCUUUUAAGCCAGCCGCAGC